AGUAAACACGGGGAUUGGAGAAGGAAGAUCGAAGUUCCCCUAAAAUCUCCUAUUUUAUGUCGAUUUGAGAAAAUAUUUCUAUAAUUUUACUAUCUGUGUGUCGGUAAAGUGAUGGUGGGCACUUCAAUGCAGAAAUUAAAGAGCUUGCUAGAAGAUAUUGAGAGCUUCCUCAAGGAGAUCCAGAGAAAAGAGAACCUGUCGCCAUGGGCGGUGAAGGAACGGACCAAGGUCUUGAACGCACUGCAAGACUUCAGGAAAGAAAAUAGUGAAUUGUUGGUUGAGGACAACUGCCAGUCAAACUCUGUGGGGCCAGAUGAUGAACUGUAUGAUGAUACCUGUGUCACAACGGGUACCAUGGGUUCGGUGUCAACUGAAGGCCUCGAUGACAUCUACGAGGACACAGACAUGCCAGACACGACAUCGCUAGCUAGAAGUCAAACUGAAAGUGUUGGUGAGACAUUGAGUAAACAGGAAGAUGGUGACUCCGACUCGAAAUCUAUCGCAGUAAAGGAUAUUGAGAACCCGCAGAUGUCUGGAUAUAUGGAAAAGAAGAAGAAAUCAGACAGUAAGCUGACAAGUAAACUAUUUGGCGGUGGUUUCAAGAACCAUUACCUUGUUCUCAAAGAUGGUGUGCUCUACUUCUACAAGAAGGAGACGGACAAGGCACAGAAAGAAACUUUGAAUAUUGAAGGAUAUGAUAUUCGACCCAUCCCUGGACUUAACAAGGACAAAGCAGAGAAAUCGAUCCAGUUGUUUUGCCCAGCCAAAGCAACUUAUGAGUUGUUGGCACCAAGUAAAGAUGAAUGCAAAAAGUGGACUGGCGCUCUUGAGGCUGUGUUAGGAAAGAUCACUUUGGACUCGGUGUCUACCACUGAAGGAACAGGGGACAUAGAUGACAUUGACGGUGAAAUCUACGAUGAGGCAGAUAUGAUUGGCAAGGAUGUGCGCCUGACACCAAUGGCACCAGAUGAAGAGACGUACGAUGACACCACAAUUCAAUCAGAUCUACCACCACAGCCUGACUGGGGCAAACUGCCACCACCUCCGGAUGACUUUUAUGAAGACACCGAGCUUGCUAAACCGCCACGUCCAAGCAAAGUGUUACUGGUACAUCAAAAAUCAUCACUGCAUGGCGCUCCGAAUUCACCAGGACCUGUGGAGACAUAUGAUGAUACGUUCGCACCUCCAGCUAUUGCUGAAGAGUUAUAUGAUGACAGCGCUCUUCCAAUUGAGGAAGAAAUUUAUGAUGAUGCAUCAGUACCCCCGCCCCCAACACAUCCUCCGCCAAAGUUACCACCCGCAGUAAAAUCUCAGAUGCAAUCUCGUCCCCCUGCUCAGGUGCCAACUGAAGAGGAGAUAUACGACGACACAGAUGCACCUCCCCCUCCUCCAGUGGCGAAGUUGCCACAACCUGCCAGACCUGUGCAAUCUCGUCCCCCUGCUCAGGUGCCAAUUGCGGAGGAGAUAUACGACGACACAGAUGUACCGCCACCACCUCCAGUGGCAAAGUUGCCACAACCUGCCAGACCUGUGCAAUCUCGUCCCCCUGCUCAGGUGCCAAUUGCGGAGGAUAUACGACGACACAGAUGUACCCCCACCACCUCCAGUGGCGAAGUUGCCACAACCUGCCAGACCUGUGCAAUCUCGUCCCCCUGCUCAGGUGCCAAUUGCGGAGGAGAUAUACGACGACACAGAUGUACCCCCACCACCUCCAGUGGCGAAGUUGCCACAACCUGCCAGACCUGUGCAAUCUCGUCCCCCUGCUGACGAUGUUGCAGGCAGUAAUACAACUCGGCGGCCACAAAAGCCUCUACCCAAAGUUGAAGAUUACCCCGGUAUUGACGACUAUGAUGAUAUAUAUUUGAGCAAGUGGGAUCACAGUCCUCUGAAAACCGAUGAGCUGUGUAUGAAACGU
This is a messenger RNA of Lineus longissimus, 1915 nucleotides long. RefSeq lists its product as uncharacterized. Gene Ontology annotation, cellular component: cytoplasm; plasma membrane. The record is from RefSeq and is a predicted model, not a curated record. The coding region runs from base 112 to 1767 and encodes 551 amino acids. Lineage: Eukaryota; Metazoa; Nemertea; Pilidiophora; Heteronemertea; Lineidae. The transcript is spliced from 8 exons.